AUGCAUCUCCUCCAAGCAACCCUCCUCUUCGCGGCCACCGCUCUAGCAGCAACACCCACAGACCUCCCCUCAGCCUUCGCCUCCAUCGAAGCAGACACCAACGCCCUCAACACCGCAACCCUCUCCUUCUCAGGCGACAUCUGCCCCAUCAUCUCCCUGAACAACAACCUCCUCGCCGACAUCCAAUCCGGCCUCUCCCUCGCACAAUCCAGCUCGGAACUAACAACCGAUCAAAUCAUCGCUAUUGUCGGCCCGACGCAAUCCCUCGCCACAGCAGUGCAGACGGCGAUUAACAGUACCAUUUCCCAAUACGAUGCGUUUGUAUCCGCGGGGUAUGCGAGGGUGGUGUUGCAGGGGUUGAAGCAGCAGCAGAAGUUGUCGGUGCAGUUCUCCGAUGCCGUGGUGGGGGAUUUGCCUGAGGUGUUUAGGGAUGUUGGGAAGAUGAAUUCGGCGCCGAUUGUGGAUGCUUUGGCGAGGGGAGUUGCUGUUUUUGAGAAUGCGCCGGGAAGUGAGGAGGUUCCUGGUUGUGAUGGGUCGUCGGCGACGUCUUCUUCUGAGAUCAUGGCGACGAUAACUUCUGCUGAGAUGGGUUCCUCCUCAACGGAGCCAGCUGCACAGCCAUCUACUUACGAGACCAUGACCGCUGCUCCUUACCCCGACGAAUCUUCCACUCCAUCUCAAAGCGAGAAACCUCAGCCACCGGUCUACGAGUCUGCUGCACCCGUCUAUGAAUCCGCGACCACGUCCGCUCCAUCCCAGACUGCUAUUCCCAACGCCUCGUACGCGGGAGAGAGCAUGAGCAUGGGAUCAUACGCUCCAGCGCAAGCAUCGGGAAGUUAUGCCGCUCCUCCGGGAUACGCACCCCAAGAGCCUUCAGCCACAUACYCGGCUCCGACGCAGUACUACACUGGUGGUGUGAAUGGAAGGGGAGUUGUGGGAGGCGGAGCUUUGGCCAUGGCUGUUGUUGCUGCUAUCUUGUAG
This is a messenger RNA of Ramularia collo-cygni, 981 nucleotides long. RefSeq lists its product as uncharacterized. The record is from RefSeq and is a predicted model, not a curated record. Lineage: Eukaryota; Fungi; Ascomycota; Dothideomycetes; Mycosphaerellales; Mycosphaerellaceae. The transcript has 3 exons. The coding region runs from base 1 to 981 and encodes 326 amino acids. Gene Ontology annotation, cellular component: extracellular region.